Macadamia integrifolia is the source of this 2192-nucleotide messenger RNA. RefSeq names its product diacylglycerol O-acyltransferase 2D-like. Lineage: Eukaryota; Viridiplantae; Streptophyta; Magnoliopsida; Proteales; Proteaceae. The transcript has 9 exons. Bases 354 to 1355 code for a protein of 333 amino acids. Gene Ontology annotation, biological process: triglyceride biosynthetic process. The record is from RefSeq and is a predicted model, not a curated record. Gene Ontology annotation, cellular component: endoplasmic reticulum membrane. Gene Ontology annotation, molecular function: diacylglycerol O-acyltransferase activity.
UCAUACUGGGACAGUGGACCCAUCAUCAGAUAAAGAAGAAAUUAAUGCAGGCUUUGCGGCAUUCGUCGUAUGACGUACGGCACGCAACCAGGCAAACAUGGCGAGCGAGGCCACCCCUCCUCUCUACAAAGUCAAAAUCUCCACAUUCCAUCUCAUUCUGCCACGCGGGGAUUUUCGUAUUUUGUAUAUAUUGGUAGUAGGUCGUAUUUGCAGGGACCUUCUUUCUCACUUUCCGGCUGUAAAGGCAGAGAAUAGGGAGAGAGAGCAGAGCCUUCGGAGUCCUUCACCAGUCCUACCCCAAGUCCCAAUCCUGUUCUCUGUUGUCCCUUUAUCUUUGGUUCUUUAGUUAUACGAUGGAGGAGAUUAAUGGAAACCGUGAGCCAUCUUAUUCCUCUGUCAACCGAGAGGAUGAGCAUGAGGUGACAGUGAUCCAGGGGAAACCAUCUUCGAUGCUGAAAACCAUAACCGCAUUCGCCUUAUGGUUGGGAUCGUUUCAUUUGAAUGUGGCUCUAGUCUUGAUGGCCCUCCUAUUCCUCUCUAAGUGUCUGGGUUUCACGGUUUUUGCGCUUCUUCUAUUGUUAAUGCUGAUUCCGAUUGACGAGAAGAGCAAAACAGGGCGAAGAUUGGCCAGGUUUAUCUGUAAGCACGUCUGUGGUUAUUUUCCGUUGAUUCUUUAUGUGGAGGACAUUGAGGCAUUUGACCCGAACGAAGCUUAUGUUUUUGGUUAUGAACCACAUUCAGUAUUACCAAUUGCCGUUGUUUCUCUUGCUGAUCUUACGGGUUUCAUGCCUCUACCGAAAAUCAGAGUCCUUGCUAGCACUGCUGUUUUCUAUACACCUUUCCUGAGGCAUAUAUGGACAUGGCUGGGGCUUACACCUGCAACUAGGAAGAAUUUUACGUCUCUCUUGGAAGCUGGUUAUAGUUGCAUUGUAGUGCCAGGUGGGGUGCAGGAGACAUUUCUAAUGGAACAUGGCUCUGAGAUUGCCUUCCUCAAGAAAAGAAAAGGAUUUGUCCGCAUAGCUAUGGAGACAGGCCGACCUCUGGUUCCAGUUUUCUGCUUUGGUCAGACAAACGUUUACAAGUGGUGGAAGCCCAGUGGGAAGUUGAUCCUGCAACUGGCUAGAGCUAUCAAGUUCACUCCAAUUGUCUUCUGGGGUGUUUUUGGAACACCUGUGCCAUAUCAACAACCCAUGCAUGUCGUGGUGGGUAGACCGAUUGAGCUGAAGAGAAAUCCAGAACCUACAGUUGAAGAGGUCAAUGAAAUUCACAGCAAGUUUGUUGAAGCCAUGCAAGAGCUGUUUGAAAAGCACAAAGCUAGGGUUGGUCAAGCUGAUCUCCAGUUGAGAAUUCUUUGAUAAAAGCCUCUCUGUUUCCACCUUCAAUUUCAUACAUGUAUAUUGUCAUCUGCUUGUAUUUGUAUAUAACUUUAACCGAUAAAACCUCCCCCUAGGGCAUGGGAAGUUCUGAUUAAUAUCUGUUUAUACGCCUUGCGCCACCAACUUAAGGCCCCAACUAGAAAAAAAUUCAGUCAGAAAAAAUGAAAAGAAUGGGACAGUCGGAUUUACUACUGGUACAGCUCUUUCAGAAGGGUUACGGUCGUGCUUGCAAGACUUUUUGAAUUUGAUCAAAUUCUAUUGAGUCUGACUCAAUAGUGAUAGUUUAUCAAAGAAUGACUCUGGUUAACAAAUGAUUGAACAACCGGGAUCCAUUUACUUAUGAUAUUUGUAGUAAGCUUUCAGAUAUCAAAACCACAAAGCCAGCUGUCAUGUCGAAUCGCGCCUUCAAAUGUGGAUGCAGGAGCGAGAAUCAGUCAGGUAGUGAGAAUGACAAUUGGAGGUUUGUUUUUGGCAUGCUGAAGGUCCAGGGUUUCAGAGAUCUGUGCAUCAAGUAAGAGAUUCUGGACGCAAUCAAGAACUCUAUGCUGGACUUGUCAGUUUGUCUGGCCUCAAUAGAUGCCAUGGUAGGCAUCUGGUGCUUUCAGAUGUCGAUGAAUAAUCUGAUCUGGAACGGGCAUGAAAUCAGAUUUUUUUUUUUUUCCUUUAGAAUACAAGCGGGAAUAACAUCGAAUCAGCAGAAUUGGCCAUUUCUAAUUGAAUCAAUCAACCUCAAUUAAGUAUGUUUGAUUCUUAAAACUUUGCUUUGGAUUUGUUUUGGAUCAGUUAUGAAUGCACACAGUCCUUUCCAUUUAGUCA